Hansenula ciferrii is the source of this 2133-nucleotide messenger RNA. RefSeq names its product Ferric reductase transmembrane component. Lineage: Eukaryota; Fungi; Ascomycota; Saccharomycetes; Phaffomycetales; Wickerhamomycetaceae. Bases 1 to 2133 code for a protein of 710 amino acids. Gene Ontology annotation, cellular component: plasma membrane. The transcript has a single exon. Gene Ontology annotation, biological process: iron ion transport; copper ion import; intracellular iron ion homeostasis. The record is from RefSeq and is a predicted model, not a curated record. Gene Ontology annotation, molecular function: ferric-chelate reductase activity.
AUGAAGAUAUCAAUAUUAAUUUUUUGUCUUGUUUCAUUAUUCAGUCAAGUACUAGCUGGAGGUCCUUCCAAGACUGAAAGAUAUGGUUAUCAAUGGAAAUAUAUUGUUUAUGCCUGUAAUGAAGCAGUUGAAGAGUAUACUUUUGGUGUCAAUGCUUCUUUGGGUUACUAUCCAAAAUUAUGUGGAUACCCACCUUUAACUGGUUCAAUUCUUAACUGUGCUGCUAAUUAUUUGGGUUCUGAAUCAAAAAAUUUUCAAAAAUCAAUGAAAAGAGUUCAAACUUUAUGUAAAGAAUAUGGUCACUUGAAUUACACUAUACCAGAAUUACAAGAUGUAUAUCAAAAUGCUACACAGUAUCUUAUUGAUCCAGAAAGUUUGACUGGUAACAUCACAGCAAUGAAAUUUUAUGAACCAAUUAACAUUUCCAAAGAAUCUUUAUUGAACUCCAUGUCUUACUAUGAAUAUUUAUAUUUCAAUUUUGAUGAAGCUUCAAUGCUUGCCGGUAUGAUGUACUUAUACUUUAUUUUGAUUUUUAUCAUUUUCGGUGCUGCAAAUUUCAUUAAGAGAUUAGGAUUCCAUAGAAAGUUCAAUAACAAAGUCAUUAACUGGUAUCGUGCAAAUAUUUCAAUUCCAGCUUUAUUUAAUGGUGAACAUACAGAAGCACCAUCACGUUGGAAAUUUUUCUCAACUUUGAUUCCUACAAGAGCUGAAUCAAUUGUUGUGUUUUUUUUCAUAAUGUUAAAUUUAUUACUUUCAACUGUUCAUUAUAGAUUUGCAGGUUAUGAAAUGACUUCAAGAUUCCAAGCUUUUACUAUUUUUGUUGCAGAUCGUGAGGGGCUUAUUGCUUUUGGUCUAAUACCAUUAUUGAUCAUAUUUGCAGGAAGAAACAAUAUAAUAACUUCACUUACUGGUAUUCCAUACACUUCAAUGAUUGUUUAUCACAAAUGGGUUGCAAGGCUAAUGUGGUUAGCUGCUAUGAUCCAUUCUGCAUGCUGGACUUCAUAUGCUGUCAAUAGAGGGUAUCUAAAGUCAUACUAUUCUGAAACGUAUUGGAAAUGGGGUGUUGUUGCAACAAUUCUUGGUGCUUUCAUAUUAAUACAAGCAUUCCAUUGCUUUAGAAAUAUGUCAUAUGAAGUAUUUCUUGUCACACAUAUUAUUCUUGCAAUUUUAUUCAUUGUUGGAUGUUGGUGGCAUUGUUAUGACAUGGGUUGGUUAGAAUGGAUUUAUGCAUCAUGGGCUGUUUGGAUUUUUGAUAGGGUGCUUAGAGUUAUUAGAAUGUGUAUUUUUGGGUUUAGAAAUGCUGAGAUUGAAUUGAUUUCAGAUGAUACUUUCAAAGUUUCCGUUAAGCAUGGUAAGUUGUUCGCACCGUUCCCAGGUUCAUAUGCCUAUGUUUAUUUCAUUACUCCUACAAUGUUUUGGCAAUCACAUCCUUUCACAAUUAUUGAUUCAGCUAUUGAAAAAGAUGUUACCACAAUCUAUAUCAAAACCAAAGCUGGUAUCACCAAAAGAAUCAACAAACAAUUAUCCAAAAUUCCAGGAAACAAAAAGACAAUUAGAGUUUCUAUUGAAGGCCCUUAUGGUCAUAGAGCACCAAUGGAAAAAUAUGACACAGCAUUAUUAUUAGCAGGUGGUAACGGUAUUCCAGGCCCAUAUUAUCACGCUAUUGAUUUAGCCAAACGUGAAUCAUCUACAAAACAACAAAUCAAAUUGGGAUGGGUCAUUCGUAAUCCUGAAGCUAUACUUUGGUUCCAUGAUGAAUUGAAAGCUCUUCAACAUACAAAUAUUCAAACAGAGAUAUACAUAACUGGGAAGAUGCCAACUGAUUGUUCUGAAAGUUUGGAAAAGAACAUCAGUACAGAUGAAAAGAAGGUAUCCACAGAUUCUGAUAGUUCGAAAGCUUCCUCCAUCACUGAAAUAAUAGACUCAUUAUCAAGUCAUAUUGCUUUCCAUUAUGGUAGACCUAACCUAGAGGAAAUAAUUGUGACAAAUUUCACAGAUGAAGCUGGUCCUUCUGUCGGUGUGAUGACUUGUGGUCCUCCAAAGAUGGUUGAUAUUGUUAGAGCUUUGACUGCUAAACAUUUACAAAGUGCCAAAGGUCGUAUUGACUUGUUCGAGGAAUUACAAGUCUGGUAA